Messenger RNA from Acanthoscelides obtectus, 1445 nucleotides. NCBI's taxonomy places the organism in Eukaryota, Metazoa, Arthropoda, Insecta, Coleoptera, Chrysomelidae. The record is from the annotation of a GenBank genome assembly.
UCGACUCUGCACAAGCAGCACAUCAUACAAAAUGAAGUAAUUUUGACAGUAUUAACCUUGACUCAAACGACAUUUAUACAUUUAAUCAUAACCCUAUUUUUGCAAGAAUGUCCACAAUCCACAAUGUUAUGAGGUCAAGGUUCAUCAGAAAUUAUAAACUAUUUUGAUAAAUCCCUGUUGUUGGUCGUAUCUAAAUUAACCGUGAUGCAGAGAACACGUUUAUUAAUGAAAUGUAUCAAACAAGAUGCAAUUAGUAUAAGAACUAAAUCAAACCUAGAUGCGUUGAAGGAACGCAUUGUAAAUGGUCCUUCCCUUCAGGAUUUCAUACACAAUCCUGAGCCGAUCCUAAAAGAUGAUCCUCAGGACUGGAAAAACUAUGAUGGCAAAUUGAAAAGAGACAAAGGAGAAGACCAAAGAUUGAGGCUGCCUCCUUGGCUAAAAACGAAAAUUCCCACUGGGAAAAACUUUAGCAAAUUGAAAGAACAGUUAAGAAAUCUGAAUUUACAUACAGUAUGUGAAGAAGCGAGAUGUCCCAAUAUUGGUGAAUGUUGGGGUGGGGGAGAACAUGGUACAGCAACUGCCACUAUUAUGUCUUUAGUGAAAAAGAAAAUGUUUGGUGACUCACCUUUUUCUUUUACAUUGGAAAGGUACUGGGAGAUACUUGUACUAGAGGAUGCAGAUUCUGCUCUGUGAAGACAUCUAGGAAACCUCCUCCACCAGACCCAAAUGAACCUGUCAACACAGCUGGUGCCAUCGCAUCAUGGGGCCUAGACUAUGUUGUGCUAACUUCUGUUGAUAGGGAUGAUUUGCCAGAUGGAGGUUCAAAUCAUUUUGCUGAAACUGUCAGGGAGAUCAAAAAGAGGAACAAAACCAUUUUAGUGGAAUGUCUUGUGCCUGACUUCAGAGGAGACCUGGACCAAGUCAAAACAAUAGUAGAUUGUGGUCUGGAUGUGUAUGCUCACAACAUUGAAACUGUUGAAGCGCUGACGCCUUUUGUAAGAGACAGAAGAGCCCAGUACAGACAAUCGCUCAAAACCCUCAAAGCUGCCAAGGAGUUCAGCCCAGAUCUGAUAACCAAAUCAUCCAUCAUGCUUGGACUUGGUGAAACUGAUGAACAAGUUGAACAGACUUUAAAGGAUCUAAGAGAAGCAGGAGUUGACUGUGUCACUCUGGGACAGUACAUGCAGCCUACAAAAAGGCAUUUGAAGGUAGUGGAGUACGUAACACCUGAGAAAUACCUGGAGUGGGAGAAAGUGGGGAACAAGAUGGGAUUCCUGUAUGUUGCCAGUGGGCCACUUGUCAGGAGUUCCUAUAAAGCUGGAGAGUUCUUCAUUGCCAGUAUUUUGAAAAAUAGAAAAACUAGUAAAUCUGUUUAAUGUUUUAGCUUCGUUUGUAGUAUAUGCAUGUAUUGUAUAUUGUAAAAAGAAUAAAUUAUUUCAACAAUA